This is a messenger RNA of Stegostoma tigrinum, 3636 nucleotides long. It is a transcript of the gene tarbp2, whose product is annotated as TAR (HIV) RNA binding protein 2. Gene Ontology annotation, biological process: regulation of viral transcription; regulation of miRNA processing; regulation of siRNA processing. Gene Ontology annotation, cellular component: RISC-loading complex. The transcript is spliced from 8 exons. Gene Ontology annotation, molecular function: pre-miRNA binding; siRNA binding; double-stranded RNA binding. Bases 96 to 1091 code for a protein of 331 amino acids. NCBI's taxonomy places the organism in Eukaryota, Metazoa, Chordata, Chondrichthyes, Orectolobiformes, Stegostomatidae. The record is from RefSeq and is a predicted model, not a curated record.
CAGUGGCGAACGGCGUUGGUGCUUAUGCAGGGACCGAGCAGCAGGAGUCGGAGCCGCCGCCGUCUGAGCCACGAUCGCCGGCACUGUCAUCUGGGAUGACGGAGGAUCGGGCCGCUGCUGCAGCCAAGAAGACUUCCAGCUGUCCCAGUAUUGAGCAAAUGCUGGCCUCAAACCCUGGGAAGACGCCUAUUAGUUUACUGCAGGAGUAUGGAACAAGGAUUGGAAAGACACCGGUGUAUGAUUUGCUGAAAGCUGAGGGCCAAGCCCACCAACCCAAUUUCACUUUCCGAGUGACAGUUGGAGAUAUUAACUGCACAGGUCAGGGGCCUAGCAAAAAGGCAGCAAAGCACAAGGCAGCGGAAGCUGCCCUGAAAUUACUAAAGGGAGGAAACAUGUUGGAGCCCAUGUUGGAUGGAGUCAAGAUCUCUGGCACUGAGUCCAAAAGCUCAAGCUCUGCUCAGCUGGCGGAAUGCAACCCUGUUGGGGCAUUGCAGGAGCUGGUGGUUCAGAAAGGAUGGAGACUUCCGGAAUAUACAGUCACUCAGGAAUCUGGUCCUGCCCACCGGAAAGAGUUCACUAUGACUUGCAGGGUAGAGAGAUUCUUGGAGAUAGGGAGUGGGACUUCGAAAAAGCUGGCCAAGCGCAAUGCUGCUGCAAAGAUGUUAGCUAGAAUCCACGAUGUCCCUGUGGAUCAGAGGGACGGGAACGAAGUUGAGCCAGAAGAUGACCAGUUUUCCAUUAUGGUUGGUAAUAAGCUGGAUGGGCCAAAGGGCAAGAGCGCAGGUUGCACAUGGGAUUCGCUCCGGAAUUCUGCAGGGGAGCGAAUUCUUCACCUCAAGAGCAACCCACUUGGUGUUGCCAACUCUAACUUUUGCCAGAUGCUGAGGGAACUGGCAGAAGAGCAGCGGUUUGACAUCAGUUACUUAGAUAUCGAAGAGUUGAGUUUGAGUGGCCUGUACCAGUGUCUCGUGGAGCUAUCAACACAACCCACCACUGUUUGCCAUGGCUCUGGCUCAACAAGGGAUGGUGCCCGUGCCAGUGCAGCCCACAAUGCUUUGCAAUAUCUGAAAAUCAUGGCUGGAGGAAAGUGAACCCAGUGGAGAACGAUGAUCACUCCUCAGUCUGACCUGCACUGUUUUAAUUCCUGCCCGAACCGACAUGUUAUUUUAAAACCAACAGCUUGAAUUUCCCAAGUCGUGUACUUGAUUGGAAGUCGAGGUUUCUUAUGGUUUAGAAUGCCUAGGAGAUGCCUUUUUAUUUUUUGGGGGUGUGGGUCAGUGAUGCAAGGCAGGACGGAAGGAAUCUAAGUUUAUGUUGAACCUUUUUUCCAAAUGUGUUGCUCUCCCAUGUUGUCCACCUCAAAUUUACUGGAUGGUCAACAUGACACUGCUGUUGGCAAAUAAAUUCUCGCCCUCGAGUUUCACUCAAACUGGUAGUUAGAAGCCUACUGUGGUUGUGAAUAGUGUUCCCUCACCCUACUGACUGAGUUCAAGUUGAAUUGCUGCAGUGAUGAUGGCCAUCUGAUUUUUUAACUUAAUUUUGCAGGAAACAUGGCAUUUUAAUAGAUCAUGAGUUUGGGACUUUAAUUCGAUCUCCUUCCAACUGUCAGGGUCACUAAGCACCCUAAUAGGAAAUGGGUGUUUGUUAUCCCAACAUGAUGUGCUAUUGAUCCCAUGACGUUGCAUUGUGUGUCUGUCAAUUUCUCUUCAUGGCCAAUUUGCCUAAGCAGUGGCAAGACACUAGAUAGAGGGAGAGGCUCUUGUCUGCUUCUAUAUGCUUGACAUAAAAUAGCAUUACGAAACCUCCUAUGAGGCGGCUGGCCAACUGAGAAGGCUGGAGAAAGGUGUGUGUAAAAACAGUGGUUAAAGGUUAAAAAUGAAUGAUAAUUUUUGUUUUUGUCAAGUAUCAUGAAGUUUUUUUGAAAGAAGUUAUUGAUUGUUAUUUUUUCCUUCCGAACAAUCAAUGUGCUUUCCAGGCUCGGAACUCGAGUUACAAUAAUUGCAGUACCAAAACUUGCAAGUAUUCUCUGCAAACACUAUAGAGAACUGUCUACUUCCCUGAAAUUGUUUACCUUUUUGUAGCUACAACAGGAUUUUAUAAAUGCUAGUCUUAACAAGGCUGGAAUCUUUAAGAGGGAAUCUGUCUUAGACGCACACCCCUUGAGCAGAGUCCAACAUUAUUAUACAUUGCAGUUGUCUGCAGUCAAAUGUAGAUUCUUCUUCCAGUGCGCUAGGAUCUCCUCCAUUUUUUUAAAAAAAGGUUGACAUUUAUAUAUCAUCUGUCACAACUUUAUUGCAUCCCAAAAUGCUUUCCAGCAAGGGAAGUCCUUUUGAAGGGUUAUCAUAGAUUCCUUGGGCUCUAUGUAUUGUCCAGUGUGGCUCCAAAGCAGAUGUGCGGAGCAUCUGCAAGAUGUACCCUGGCUUGUACUGAGGUAACUGAUCUCAGCGUGGACCAUAGAGUUGCUACAAUUGGUGGGGUGAAGAAAGCGAUCGUUUUUUGCUUUUGAUUGCUAAAAGUGACCUUUUUGUAGAAAGUGUACUGUGUGAAAGUCAGGCGCUGGCAGUAUCUGACCAACUGUCAUGCCCAUCAUUCUGACAUCGCUUAGUAACAUGUGUCUCAGAGAUUAGAGCCCUGUGCUAGAGCAGACGUAGGUGCCUUCUGGAAAGGUGGAGUUAAAGAGAGAAAAGGAUGGGUAGAACAGAGAGACCCCAUAAUACAGUAGAUGCUUCACACCCAAGCUCCUGGCUCAUUCAGCCCAGUCCAGGAGAAGGUUCUGUUUACUUGCUACAAGGGCUCAAUGGCAAAUGGCAAUCAACUGAUCGUAGAUGUGGCGAAACUGUGGCAGUCUCAGUUGAGGCAAUUGCAAGAACUGGUGUAAAGUGUGGCGAUUGAGGUUGGGAUGUGCCAAAUUGGUUCAGUCAAGGGAGGUUUGCACGAAGGGUCAUUGGGCAAAGAACCCAACCACCAGGGGUUGCUCCCCUGGUGUAAAUGCAUACAUAUAUAGAAAGAAAAUCAUGUUUACAAUGUUACUGAAUGUAACAGUUCUUCCCAGUGUUGGGAUGGGGCAGAGGGCAUAUGUGGCUUUCUGUUUGACUGAAAGUGUCCCACUCCUCUACACCUCACAAUGAGCGCACAAUUGACCUGACAAAUGUGAUUCCAGAUAAAGCAUUUGUACAAAGGCUUUUCAUGGAGUUGGCAGAGUAUUAAAGAAAACUUUUGAUAAUUAUUAAAGGAAAUGAAUGUUUCUUUUCGUUGGUAGCAAAUCAAAAUGUUGCAUCCAGGUUCACGGUUUUCUUUUUAGAUGUUUCAAGUAUGUAUGCAUACAGUCUGUUGUUUGCUUGUUCUUUUAUACGUUUUGUAGUGCCCUUUUUUUCUCAGAAAUGGUGCUCCUUCAGCUCUCUCUGAUGCUUUGUGCAUAUUUGAUUGAGUUUGAGAAAGCUACAAAGGAACUGUUGAGGAAUAAGACCAUUUCUACCUGAAAUGGAUUACAAAUGUCAGAAAUGCUCUCAACCGUUUUGUCAGGACCUGGGGAGCAAAAAAGCAACUUAAUGUUUCAGUUGUAUUUGUAACUUUCUAAAAAUAUUUAAACAAACAAAUCUGCCCAACUUGAGUGAAUAAACAUGUAAAUUAUUCAUA